Messenger RNA from Soboliphyme baturini, 207 nucleotides. The record is from the annotation of a GenBank genome assembly. Lineage: Eukaryota; Metazoa; Nematoda; Enoplea; Dioctophymatida; Soboliphymatidae.
AUGAUUGCUUACGGAAUUCACCUCCUGUGUGCCUACUUGCGAUUUGUAGACAGUCGUGCAAAGAAACGGUACCUGUGCUUUCCGAUUGGUCUAGAGGUCGUUCGGCGCUGGCUGGCCGUCAGACGAGUCGAGCAGCUGCAUCCAGCUGUAUGCUUGCGAGUAGUCAGCUUGAACGUAAGAGCAGACCUGAAGGCUUUUCGGUGCUAA